AUGAGUACAUCUACUACUCCAUCGAUUAUUAUUCGUAGUUAUCAAUCAUCGGAUUUAUCUGAAUCCCAAAAUUUGUUAUUAGACGGUCAUAAAGAGUAUGAUAAUCCUAUGGAGUACUUCACUCAUGCCUUUGAAACAGAUAUGGCAGAUAUUGAGAAGAAUUAUCUUCAAGUUCCGAAUGGUCACUGGUGGGUUGCUGUAUCAACAGAUGACAAUCGUAUUGUCGGCCAAGUAGCAAUCCAACCUCUACGUCUCGGAGAUCCGAUGUAUUAUCAGCUUGUGCCGUUGGAAGAGAGAGAUCAAAUCUGUGAGUUGCGAAGAAUGAGUGUGGCUCCUGAUGCUCAAAGAUAUAAUAUCGGUUCGCGUCUAUUAAAAACUUUAUUAGACUUUGCUCGACAACAUGGCUAUCGGCAAGUACAUUUGACAACAGCAACCAGCAUGAGUAAAGCCUGUGCAUUCUAUGAAAAACAUGGUUUCGUGAAAGGUGAUAUUUACCGCUUUUCAUUCGAAGAUUUAAACCUUUUACAACAUACACAAGACAAAAAGCAUUUCACGGAAAUUCUUCCAAAACCAUUUAUUUUCAAACCGGGAGAUAUUAUACCGGCAGAAGAUCAAGAACGCAUGAAAAUGCCACCAACAAAAUCAAAAUAUGGUUAUGGGCAGCACUUCUUUCUUGAUUUGUAG
This is a messenger RNA of Rotaria sp. Silwood1, 684 nucleotides long. The record is from the annotation of a GenBank genome assembly. NCBI's taxonomy places the organism in Eukaryota, Metazoa, Rotifera, Eurotatoria, Philodinida, Philodinidae.